CACAAUACUAUUGAAGCAGUUCUAGAAAGAGGAGAGAAACUAGAUGAUUUAGUGGCUAAGUCAGAAGGACUCAGUGUUCAGUCAAAAGCCUUUUAUAAAACAGCCCGCAAAACUAAUUCUUGUUGUACAUUUGGCUAGUUAUGAAUGGCAUUUGAAAGAAUGUAUCUGAUAAUUAUUCUCUUGACUGUUUUGUCUGAACCUAAGAAUGAUGUGUUUUGGAAUGCGUUUUCUGAAAAAUGCAUUUAUAGCAUUUAUUUUAUGAUGAAGUAUAAGUGACAGCUGUUGGUUGCUGAGGAGAGAUGUAAAUGAUGUUCUUUAUUGCUCAUUUUCUUUUGUAUUGCAAGAAAAGGAAAGUUUAAUAUUUUUAAAUAUUUUCAUUUGAAAGAAUGAUCCUGAUUUGAAAAAUUCUCAGUAGAUUCCAAGCUUUUUUAAAAAUACAUUGUAAAACCUGGAAACAUUCAUUUCAUGAUCAUUCAAUGUUGUGGAGAUUCCUUGUUAUUUGUUGUGAAUGUGACUAUUCAUUGAUUACAAAAUAGAUCUUGUUCUUUUCUUGAUAUUGAAUGUGCUUUUGAAUUGUAUUGCAUUGUGAAUCACAAUUUUCAAUGGUUGGAACGAAAUUGUAUAGGACAAAGGAACUACGGCAUUGGAAUAGUUCCAGAUGUAUUUUGAUGGUUGCCAGUGAUUAUUGUAAAAGCAUGUUAUUGUAUUCCUAAAAGUGUGUGUGUGUGUAUAUGUAUGUGAGUAUUUGCAUAUAAGAAUAUAUAAACAUAUAUUCUGUUGUAAACACUGUGUAUUAUUGGAGGAAAUGCUGUUAGUAGUGUUCAUCUUCUGUUUUAUAUGAAAUCAAUGUUCAUUUAAGUAAGUUUUGUUAUUGUUUUUGGAUCAUUAAUGAAUAUACUGCCUGAACUUCAAAAUUUGAAGUUAAAUUCAGAGUUAUGUGGAUAACUCUAAUUAAGUAUGUAACAUUAAUUUAAGUCAGUGGUUCUUCAUCCUAGGCAAAUGUGAAACAUUAAAAUGUAUGUAUUUCUGUGAUGAACUCCUGUUCCACUAAAACAAAACCUUUUUUGUUUGGUCCUUGUUCAUAAUACCUUCAUGUUUCUUGGCAUAAAAGUCAUGUAUUUUAUUGAAUGUCACAUUCCAUGAUUGUACCUUGAAGUAUUUGAAAUUCUUAUAAACUUAGCAAAUGAAAAAUAGUGAUUGAUAAAAAUGAAAUAUUCAUGGAAUCUUUUUAUUAUAAAUGCAGAAAAAUAUAUUCAGAGAUAUUACUUGGAAAAUUAUAUUGUACUGAUGUUGGAAGGCUGAACUAACAACUGGAUUGUUCUAUAACACUUUAAUUUGUUGUUUGUUAGAAUUACAAAUAGAUAAAUCUAUUAUCAAUCUUGUAUCACAGAUCAAUGGUUAUUAUUCAAUUCCAGCAUUGAGUGAAUAUGGUUGUAGAAUCACUGACAUCUUUAAACAAUGAAAGCAAUUUCACAAACCAUUGUGUACAUUGAGAUUAGUUCACUUUCAUAUUCAUUCUUGUACAUUUUGUAAACAAUAUUAAUAUUUUAAUUUAUGUUUGUUUGUUUUUAUUUAUAAAUAAAUUUUAAACUUUAUACUGUACAGAACCAUGCAGUGGCCAUGUAUGCCAAUGUUGCUAUUUUAUAUAGAGGCAAUUUAAAUAAAAACUUAUUUGUUAAUAAAUUUAUUUUAUAAAUCAUUUCAUAUAAAAUGAUUCUUGUAAAAUUUAGUUUGGCUUUAUUCAAGAAAAAUGGUGUUUCGGAAACAAACGUCGGUUCAUGUUUAUUUUCUACAUACAUCAAAUGUAUAGAUGUAUUGUGAUUAAUCUUUCAUUUAUGAAUUUCAACAUUACGAAUGUGAAAACAAAAUCUGAAAUGAUACAGCAUGUGAAAGUGUGUCUAGAGCAGUUACUAAACAUUAAAUAUUUUUUAACUAAAUUGUAUGAACAUUGUACGAAUAGGAGGCUCUGUAAUGAUACGUUUCAAGUUGGCCAAAUAGGUAUGGUUAAAGGAUAAGAUCAUUGUCAACUGUGAUAUAUUUCUCAGAUUCUUAGUUUUAAUUUAUGAUUUAAAUGCUGUGCUAAAAAGUUGUCUUGUGGUCGUUUAGCAGAAGAUACAGCAAGAGGUUGAAACACCCAUACAAUGAUAUUGAGUUGCAGAAAUGGUUUAAGCAUUGUUGAAUCAAAUUGAAAGAAUCUUCAAAAGAAAGGAUAAUGACACUAUGAAUUAUUGACUAAGAUUUGUACAUUUCCUGUUAUUAGUAUCCACUAGAAAAAUGUUUGACAAUGUUGGAGUUAAAAAUUUAACAAACAUACGUUGUGAAGAUGUGAAAGUAGGGGAAGUGAAAUACUUUCUUGAAAGUCACAAGUAAUUCAAAGUUACUGUUCUAUGACCUCAAACAAAUGAUCAAUAAAAUCCUCGAAAGCUGUUUUCUUGCAGCUUGUUUUCUUCUCUUAGUAUUACAUUAGUGUGUGACUUCCAGAGCUUGCUUCUGCUUAGUAUUGAGUGGAAUCAGAGUGAAGAAAACAAAAGUUCAUGGGAAUUUAGCUUCAUUGUAGAAAAUGAUGUUUGCGAUAUAUAUUAAACAUGUUUUCUAUAGAAAUGGGCUACUAGAAUGCAAAUCAAGCUUCUUGAAAUUACCUGAAAAUGUAAGAAGAUAAGAACAGAAACUAUAUUCAGGAUUAAUGUGCAACAGACAAAUUUUGCUUUUGAAAUAGUCAUAACUAGAUGAAGAUUCUUCAAAUAAAUUGAUUUUCUUUCUCAAUAAAUUGUAUUGAAAAUGUGCUAAGUUAUUACUCGCUUCAUAAAUUUGGGAUAUUUCUGUCCUAAAAAUAUUGUUUCAUUUCUGCUGAUGUAAAAAUGAAUUUUCAUGAAGUUUUAAUAUCAGUUUUUAAAACGUUAUUUAUAAAACAAUGGUAAUACAACACAUUUUUGGUUUUAGUGUCCUGUGCAUUCCUUAGAUUACUUUUUUCUAAUGUUACUGUUCCAAAGGGAGUGAAAGGAGGUUUUGAAAUAUGAAAUGAAUAUAUCCUCUAACUGAAUUUUGUUAUAACAUAAUUUCUUCAAAUUCCAUUUUCUGCAAGUGAUCUUGCCAGAGUAUAUAAACAUUUUAAAACAUUUUCUGAGUGGUGGUAAUAUUCAAUUUAUUUUAGGCAAGUUAUUUAGAGAAUUCACGUUGACAAAGGUCAGGUAAAAUUAAGGGAUGUGGAUCGAAUUAAGAGAAAAAUUUGUGAAAUAAAUCCACAGGAUCUGUUAUAAUUAUAAAAAGCAAAUAGAUAGGUUCGAGUAGUUGGGAGGCCUGAUGUGACCUCAGCUUCAUAAGAAGAAUCAUUAUCAAUGUUUUGGCCCGUUUAUUGAGGCCUAACAUAACUGUAACCCAACCAAAUCCACCAAUAUGUGUGUAAAGGAAAUUUUGGUUCACCAAAGAAUGAAGAAUCAUUUGAAUGGCAUGACGUUAUGUUCUAUCAGUAGUAAAAAUAAUUGAAGUUCGAUAAUUCAACAGUUGAUUUUUAGCAAAUAAUUUGUCUUCCACAUUUUCCUUUAUGAAUUUCACUCCUACACAGUGAAACUUAUGUAUUAAAGAUAAAGGGGAUGAUAUUCUGAAACUUUUUUAAAAUUGAUUUUUUGUUAGGUACCUUCAUGAAUGGUUCUGAGUUGUAUAUGUUAAUGAAAAUUGAUAAUUAUAUUCCAGAUCUUUUGGAAAGCAGUACCUGACUUCCUUUGAAAUGGAGUAGGUCAGAAUCCAUACUAUCUUUGAGACACUCCUUACCUUAACUUAAGGUAUUUUCUUGUAAAACUGCAAAAACCUUAUUUCAGUGAAGGAUCAUCAAGAAAUGCUGUUCUUCAUUGAUAACCUCUGCUUUAGCAUAUCUUUAUUUUAGGAUGUUUAUUCAACAUCAAUAGUAUAUGACUUCAUCCCCUUUUCUUAAGAAAUUACAUAGUUAGGGAUAGUGUCUCUGAUACAAACAGAUAAUUAUCUUGUCAUGAUCUAUGUACAAAGAUGUGCACAAAUUUUGCUUUAACUGUUUGUGGUCCUAUAUCUACCGUUUUAUUCAAAGAUUCCAAAUCUUCAUGUAAAUAUUUCUUGAUGUUUUAGAACGUUGUAAUGGACACAAAUCAUUAAGAUGUAUCAGAAUAACCUAUGUUAAUAAUUGUGUAUUGUGUAAUAAUACCUAUGACCCAAUUCCAUGAACUGAACCAAUAGAUGGAACUUUUCCUGUCAAAAAAUAAAAUGCUGAAAAAACAAUUUUAAAAUGUCUUGAUGUACUAUAAUGAAACAAUUGGAAUAAUUCAUUUUAUUGAAAAAAAUUAAAAAGGUGUGACAAAUUGCUCUUGAAAUAUGUACACUUUGUUCGCUUACUUUGUAUUUUAAAAUUUCCAAGUUAGCAACCAAUCAAGGGUAAAGAUCUCAUUAUGAUAUGUUCUGAAGAAAUUUAUUGUGUUACAGUUGUUUAUAUUUCUUUUUAUAAGGUUUCUGCUCAAUUUUUCCCCUCUUUUGUUUUUCAUUGCUGUCCAAUCAUUAUUAGCGUUUUAAGUUUGCUUACUUUCUCUGUGCUUGUCGGAGUAUAUAUGUGCUUUAUGCAAUGUCUAUAACCAUUGGUGUGUAUGUGUAUUGUUCUUCAGAUGGUUGUAUUAUGUGAAAUGAUACUGUUGAGUGAAACCUAAGGCAUAAUUAUAAACUUUUCUGUGUCCUUAUGAUUUUCAAUUUAAACUCCGUAAUGGAUUUAUUUGUACUUAUGCAAAAGUAUUUAUACGUUCUGAAUGUUCAGCAUAUUUAGUGCAAACUAUGUUUUAAGUAAGUCGUGUUUCUUUUGUAGCAGGUACAUAUGUUCUGUAUUGAUUAUGUCAGUGGAUAAAACUAUUAAAUACAAUCAGUUUCAUUUAAAUAAUUUCCAUAGCAUUAAAACUUUAGAAAUAAUUUGAAUUCUGUCAAGGAUUGUGAGUAGUAUUGUCUCCUAAUGUGUACCAGUGGCAAUUGAAAGCAAAAUUGCAAUUGCAAAACUGUUGGCAUGGCCCAUGUAACAUGAAUUUGGCAUUUGUGUAUUUGUAGUAUUUGUGUGGUGAAUAUGAUCCUGUUACUGAUAGUGAAGUCACAAUGUUAAUGUAAAAUUAAAUUAUGUAAUUUCAUGUUGACUUCUGUUAGAGUUUUUUUAAGUUUGUGUUUUCUAUUCUGACUUACAUUCCUCAUUAUUAGAAGAAAGAGUAGAAAAUAUCCGUACAAUGCUUAAUAUAGUACGCCGAGUUUCUGUAAUACUCUUUAAAAACACAAAAGUUAAAAAUUUAUGAGUAUAAUGUAAUUGAAAUGUUUCUAAGCCAAUUUAUCAUUUUGUGUUGUAUACAUCUGCCCAUAUGAAUAACGAAAAUACAGAAACUACCUAUCUUUGAUUUAUGAUAAAUCGGAAUUCAUCUCCCUUGCAUCUUUUCAUUUGCUGUAAACUGUGAUCUGUUUGAACGACUGAAGAAAACUGUGAUGGAAUGUUUUUAUUAUUGAAAAGUAACUUUGUAUAUUCUUAGUAUUUUUAUUGAAAAGUUUUAUUUGGAUAGAACUUGAUGUAUUAUUUUGUUUACCAAGUUUGUUUGCUGCUUCAUAAUAUUUCAUUCUCAAAAAUAAAAUUAUUAUUCAUUCUUGGGUUUAAUACAGCCAGUGUCACUUCACUAAGUUGGCUGUCAUUACUAAAUAAUCCAGUUAAUAAUGAUAUACAUAUAAUCACACAGUAUAAUUUUUUUUUUUUUAAAUAUUACAAUUUAAAGAAACAUUUUAAUUACUUCUCAUAUUUUUUUAAUUUCUGAAUUAGGAAUUACUGCUAAUCUUGUGAAUUAGUUCUUUAAUAUAUUUCAUAUAUUUUUAUAUUGGAAACAUAUUUAGCAUAUAUUUAUUGGUGUUUGUCUAUACUGAAUUAGGUAUUGAGACAAAUACUUUUAAAAGUCAAUUUGGUGGUUAUUAGCUGGAAAUUAUGGAUGUUGACUCUAAAAUUGACAUCAAUGAGGUAAUAAUUAUAAGUUAGUUUAAGAUGUGGGCAAGUACUAAUUUGACGAGCUUGUAAUGAAAUUUGUAAAAAAAUUAAAACUAAUUUUCCAUAGCCAAUAAGUUACGUUGAGUAUUGUACCUGCAGGUUCUGACUUGAAUGAAAAAUUUGAUAAGUUUGCUGAUUCUCUUACCCUUUUAAUAGUGAUGGUAGGCUGACUUUUAAUUUCCAUUUAGGAAAAUAUCAAAUUGAUAAUUCGGGUAAUCAUUCCCACAAGUUUUUUUGGUACAUUAUGGAUGUAAUUGCUCAAGCAAUUGCAGUUGAAUGGUGGUGUACAACUUAAAUUAUUUCCUCUUGAUGUGAUCAGGGUAAAAUAUCAUAACUGAACCUCUAUAAUGAUUAUUGAUUUCUUGUAUUGUUAAUAGCAUUGAUAUUGUUAAUACAUUGAAUUUUAUAGUAUGCUAGUUGAAGGUUAUGAUUUGAAAACUCAAAGUAAUUAAAUUUUAUUUUGUACAAACAUGCAAUGUACCAAGUUUAAACAUGUGUCUUGUAACUGAUUAUUUGCUGACAAAAACAAUAGUCUUGAAAAGUUUAGCAGUUAAAAAGGUUGAGAGAGGAGAAUUAUUGUUGACUUCUUCAGGUAACAGCUGAAUUUGUAUCAAUGUAAUUCAUGUUAAAAGACUUGUGCAGAAAUAUAGUUUAAUAUGAGAAAUGUAA
Gryllus bimaculatus (two-spotted cricket) is the source of this 6682-nucleotide messenger RNA. Lineage: Eukaryota; Metazoa; Arthropoda; Insecta; Orthoptera; Gryllidae. The record is from the annotation of a GenBank genome assembly.